Messenger RNA from Haliaeetus leucocephalus (bald eagle), 2847 nucleotides. RefSeq names its product muscle, skeletal, receptor tyrosine kinase (gene MUSK). Gene Ontology annotation, biological process: cell surface receptor protein tyrosine kinase signaling pathway; positive regulation of kinase activity; protein phosphorylation. Lineage: Eukaryota; Metazoa; Chordata; Aves; Accipitriformes; Accipitridae. Gene Ontology annotation, molecular function: protein binding; ATP binding; transmembrane receptor protein tyrosine kinase activity. The record is from RefSeq and is a predicted model, not a curated record. The transcript has 17 exons. Gene Ontology annotation, cellular component: signaling receptor complex. Bases 1 to 2847 code for a protein of 948 amino acids.
AUGAAUGACCUGCUGAAGGUGCCCCUGGUGCACGUCCUCACCCUGGCAGCCCUCAGCUUGGCCGACACGCUCCCAAAAGCUCCCUUGAUCAGCACUCCUCUGGAAACUGUGGAUGCGCUGGUAGAGGACGUCGCCAAGUUUGUCUGUGUAGUGGAGUCGUACCCUGAGCCAGAGAUUACGUGGACGCGCAACAGCAUUCCCAUCAGGCUGUUCGACACCAGGUACAGCAUACAGAGAAAUGGGCAGCUCCUGACCAUUUUGAGUGUGGAGGACAGUGAUGAUGGGGUGUACUGCUGCACGGCGGAUAAUGGGGUUGGAGCAGCCGCGCAGAGCUGUGGGGCUCUCCAAGUGAAAAUGCGACCCAAAAUAACCCGACCACCGAUAAAUGUGGAAAUAAUAGAAGGGUUAAAGGCUGUUCUUCCAUGCACCACAAUGGGGAAUCCAAAACCUUCUGUUUCAUGGAUCAAAGGAGAAACAGUUGUAAAGGAGAAUGCUCGCAUUGCUAUCCUUGAUUCAGGGAAUUUAAGGAUCCACAACGUUCAGAGAGAAGAUGCAGGACAAUAUCGAUGUGUUGCCAAGAACAGCCUGGGCACAGCCUAUUCGAAACCUGCAACUGUGGUAGUGGAAGUUUUUGCCAGAAUCCUGAAGGCUCCUGAAUCCCAAAAUGUCACCUUUGGGUCUGUGGUGACGUUGCGGUGUGCUGCGACCGGCCUUCCAGUCCCCACUGUCACCUGGCUGGAAAAUGGGAAAGCUGUUUCUGCAGGGUCUAUAGCGGAAAGUGUCAAGGACAGAGUGGUUGACUCGAGACUGCAGGUGUAUGUCACCCGACCUGGCCUGUUCACUUGCCUUGCCACAAACAAACACAGCAAAACUUUUGGAGCUGCAAAAGCCGCAGCAACCAUCAGCAUUUCAGAGUGGAGCAAGCUGUACAAGGGUGAUGCAGGCUACUGCAGCACAUACAGAGGUGAGGUGUGUAGUGCUAUCUUGGCGAAGAAUGCUCUUGUUUUCUUCAACUCCUCCUAUGCUGACCCAGAGGAGACUCAAGAGCUGCUUGUACACACUGCCUGGACUGAACUGAAAAUGGUGAGUUCAUUCUGCCAGCCGGCCGCUGAGUCUCUGCUGUGUAACUACAUCUUCCAGGAGUGCAAUCCCUCGGGAGCUGGGCCAGCUCCAAAACCAGUGUGCAGAGAGAAUUGCCUUGCUGUAAAGGAUCUCUACUGCUUUAAGGAAUGGCUCUCAAUGGAGGAAAACUCUCAGAAGGGGAUUUACAAGCCAGGGCUGAUGCUGCUCACACUUCCUGAAUGCAACAGGCUGCCCAGCCUGCACCAGGACCCCAGCACCUGCACCCGCAUCCCUUUUUUUGAUUUUAAGAAGGAGAAUAUAACCAGGACUUGCUACAGUGGCAAUGGCCAGUUUUACCAGGGCUGGGCCAACAUCACGGCCUCUGGCAUUCCCUGCCAGAAGUGGAGUGACCAGGCUCCCCAUUUGCACAGGAGGAAUCCUCAAGUUUUUCCUGAGUUGUCUGAUGCUGAGAAUUACUGCCGCAAUCCAGGAGGUGAGAAUGAACGUCCCUGGUGCUACACAAAAGACCCAUCUGUGACCUGGGAAUACUGCAGCGUGUCUCCCUGUGGAGAUGCAUCGCUACCACUAGGAACAAGAAAACCAAAUGGAGAGACUCCACAUCUCCCCCCUCCUCCUCCUCCCUUUUCCCCUACAUACUCCAUGACUGUUAUCAUCUCAAUCAUCUCCAGCUUUGCCCUGGUUGUGUUCCUCAGCAUUGUCACCCUGGUUUGCUGCCGUCGGCGAAAGCAGUGGAAAAACAAAAAAAGAGAGUCAGAGACACCGACGCUCACCACUCUGCCCUCUGAGCUCCUCCUGGACCGGCUGCACCCCAACCCGAUGUACCAGCGGAUGCCCCUUCUCCUCAAUCCAAAAUUGCUCAGCUUGGAGUAUCCCAGGAACAAUAUUGAAUACGUGAGAGAUAUUGGGGAAGGAGCAUUUGGGAGAGUCUUCCAAGCAAGGGCCCCAGGGCUGCUGCCAUAUGAGCCUUUCACAAUGGUGGCAGUGAAAAUGCUGAAGGAGGAAGCGUCCGCAGACAUGCAGGCUGACUUUCAGAGGGAGGCAGCCCUCAUGGCAGAGUUUGACAACCCGAAUAUUGUCAAGCUUUUAGGUGUGUGUGCUGUUGGGAAACCGAUGUGCCUGCUGUUCGAGUACAUGGCCUACGGGGAUCUCAACGAGUACCUGCGUGACCGCUCGCCCCGCAACCUCUGCAGCCUGGUGCACAGUAGCCUGGACACACGGAUCCGCCUCCCCAACCCCAUGGCGCUGAGCUGCACCAGCCAGCUCUACAUUGCCAAGCAGGUGGCUGCCGGCAUGGCGUACCUCUCCGAGCGCAAGUUUGUCCACCGGGAUUUGGCUACCAGGAACUGCCUGGUGGGGGAGAACAUGGUGGUCAAAAUUGCCGAUUUUGGUCUCUCGCGGAACAUGUAUUCAGCUGACUAUUACAAAGCGAAUGAGAACGACGCCAUCCCCAUCCGCUGGAUGCCCCCUGAGUCCAUUUUCUACAACCGCUACACCACAGAGUCUGACGUGUGGGCCUAUGGCGUGGUGCUGUGGGAGAUCUUCUCCUACGGCAUGCAGCCCUACUACGGGAUGGCUCACGAAGAGGUCAUCUACUAUGUGAGGGAUGGGAACGUCCUCUCCUGCCCGGACAAUUGUCCCCUGGAGCUCUACAACCUGAUGCGCCUGUGCUGGAGCAAGCUGCCUGCUGACCGGCCAGGCUUCGCCAGCAUCCACCGCAUCUUGGAACGCAUGUACGAGAGGGCUGUGGCCACCCCGUCGGUCUGA